CCGGAAACAGGUCGUGAAAUUUUUCUUGUAAUUUUAAGGAUAUGUGUUAGUAUUUAAUUAUUGAAUAAGCCCGGUUGUAUAGUAAUAAAUUAUACGUUAAUGACGAGAGAAUUUUAACGUCAUGGCCAGUGAAUUCCCUGAAAUCGGACAGUUACCGAGAUGUGUAAAAGACAUUUCUAAUUCUGGAGGAUACAUAAAAUAUUUGCCUUCAAUUGCCACAAAAGCGAAAACUAAGGAAGAAGUAGACUCUGUGCUGCAACACAUUGUGGCUGUAAUAGAAUUCGAAUGUUCUGCAAAAUCAAGAACUGGCGAAACGGGCGCAACCAAUCAGGUCGUCUUAAAUACGGCAUAUCGCGCAUACUACCAGCUUUUACAGCAACACGCACUAACAGAUGCACAAUUGAAUACUUUGCCUAAGCCAAAUUUAUUGUAUUUCGAAGAAUGUGGUUUUCAGCUGCUAUACGCCAUGUUAUUGACUGAUCAGAAAGCCAAGACAAUUGAUCCAGAGAAACUAGUGGCUGAAUCCAGCAAAGCCCUAGGUGAUGCAGUUAAUGAAGACUGCGGGAGCCUUUUACACAUUCUCAGAGUGUUAAAUUUAUUGUUGGCGAAAUUUCCUUCGCUGCAAGCGAACAUUCCAUUGCAGCAAAUCUAUCAUUGCUUGCAAAGUAAUCAAUUCGGCAUGCGUGAGGAGUCGAUGAAUCUUUUUACGAAUUGUUGCCGGUCAACAACAUUCGCAUUUGAAAAUUUUCAAACAAUUUUAGAGUUUUGGCCAUGGUCAAAUCGCUACAAAUUUUACUUACUUAGUUGUAUAUUGAAAAUUCAUAAUCUGAAGGAUUUCCUGAAUAGCGCACAACGCUGUACGGAUGAGUUUUAUGCGGGGGUACGCAUAAGUUUGAGUCAUAAAAGUGUUCUAGCUGCUAGUCAACAUUUAGUAAAAGCGCUUAGCGCCCAAAACUCUGAUGAACUGUUGCAUAUGUCUGCCGAGAUACUAACACGUGGUUCAUUAAAAGAAAUCAAGAAUUUCAAUGCUCAUUGGUUUGGACGCAUAGAACAAAAGGAUAGAUUAUUUGAAUUUCUACAAAAGCAGCCUGAAAUAACUAAUUUCCUUGAACAUACAAUCGAUGGCUCUGCCGAUCAAAAUUAUUUUCGCUCAACACUAAUAUUUAGUAUGUUUUCGCGACAAAUAUUUGAAGUAUCUAAGCUGCACUUUUUUAAAAUCAGUACUGAACUUAUAACGAACUGCUUCCAAUUUGAAAUGGAAACACAAAUGUUGGUUUUUAAAUUCAUUGUGGACAACCUGGCCAGCUUUGCCAUCGAAGAUUGUCUGGAAUUUACGUUGGCAUUUAUAAAGAAGCACAAGGGUGUAGAAAACGCACAGUAUCGAAAUGAAAUUUUAGGCAAAAUACCAGCUAUAAUUAAUUAUGUCGCCAAAGCUUUUAGCAAAUUGCAUGAUGCUGAGGGUACCACUACGCUUGAGACUAGCAUUCAGACGUUUUUCAAACAACUACAUCACCUAAUUGAAGCGGACAUUGGAAGUACAAUGUAUCAACCGAAAAUAUUUUCAUUACGCCUAUUAGACAUUCUACUAAAGUCAUUGUAUGCAGAGCACUUGGAAAAGAAUGCCAAAAAUUGUUGCUUAGCACAAAAUAAAAAACUUGGUUACUUUUUGGUCGAGCAACAAGUAUUUGAAGCUGCUAAGGUAACUGCGGCGCUCUUCAAACUACUUGACGACCCACUGGGUUACGACGAUGCUUUAGAUUUGAUUUUGGUGCUCUUGCAGCAAAUACAUUUCAACGAUGCUGCGGAAAGUGUGCGCUUGUGCAAGGAGUUUAGCCGACGUUGUGCUGUAGAUGAGUGUGUGCUAACCACACUCUAUGCACGAGUGGUGUUACAUUGCAGUAAAAACACAGGAAAGGACGAACCGCUUUUGGAAUUGCUUGAAUUUGCAGUAGGGCACUUGAAAAAAGAAAUCGCAGAAUUUCAAGAAGAUCCACUGCUCGUUUGCAAGACACGCAAUCAUUUAUUUAGUUACAUCAAUAUCAUAGGAGAGGUGGUGCAAGGCAAUAUUUGUUUGUCAAUGGAGAAUCAAAGUGAAAUACUUGACCUAUUGGAAAAAGUACUGAAUUUAGUUUUAGAUUUUUUGAAUGUGUGCAAAGCAGAUCCAAUGCAAGCCGCCCUUAAUGCAGCAAGCUUCCAAGAUAUGGACGAGAGCCUAGAAAUAUUGGUGCGCAAAAGUGCAUAUAAAAUGACAGACGACGGAGAAUUUCGAAAAUUUCUAUUAAUGUCAUUUUGGCUGACAUUAAAGGCUGCGUGUGAUUUGGCAACAGAAAUCGGCGUCCGGUAUGUAACAAACGGUGGGUGCGAUAAAACAGGUUUCAAGAUUCUGGGGCGUUGCUUAGAUAUAAAUGUAGCAGUGCUGACUCGUUGCAGGCACAAAGGCGCCAUUGAAGCAGCUGGCGUCAGCAUUGGCAAGCUUACUAAAAGUAUAACAUCGAAUUCAUUACCCACUUCAGCAGUUUACCUUUUGUUAGAUAACUGCUUGCAGCUUUUAUUCGAUAAUACCAAGCAGGUGAGCGUAACACGACGUGGUGCUGGAUACUCUCUUAUGAUGUUACAUAUCGUUAAAAGUGAACAGCAGCGCUCUAGACCCUUGUUAAAGCGUGUAGUGGAAAAAUGUAUUGGAUUACUUAAUAAAUGUCGAGUAAACGACGCAUCACAUGCAGAUAAUUUCGAUCGAUUUGAGGCAUUACUACUGCACUACCUUGGCGUAUUAGUGCGAGAUACGGAGCUGCGAGAUGCCACUUCUCAUUACUAUAAUGAAAUCCUAUGGGUUACUUUGAAACGCAUUGAACACACUGAAUGGACUGAAUUCAAUGCAGCGCUGCAGCUUUUUGGUGCGCUAAUACCAAAAAUUGUUGGUCAAACCCCAGCAAAAGACUUCGACGACGCAGCUGGAAAUGAAAACAAUGACGUUACAUACGAUGAAAUAAUACGAAAACUGCCAACAGCUUGUGAUUACAUUUUAAAUUACUUUACAGUCAAUAGCGAUAUAACCACCCGGACCAUGGUACUGUUUCUGGGCUUUCUUUCCAAAGUAAAACACUUACCUAAGCAACCUGAGCCAAUUCAACUCUCAUUUUUGCAACACAUCCGCGAGUUAAUGUGGCGUUUAUUGGCUCAUCGUUGCGAAAGCGUGCGCAAAUUGGCAGCGUUGUGUUUUGCUCGUGCUCACGAUUUCAGCCACGAAUUGCCGCAUGCGUUACUAAGUGUUUCAAACAUACUUGAAAACAUAGCCGACGAGAAUUUUUUUUUGGGUCUAGUUUUUACGCUUGCUGAAGGCAUAUUGCGCAUUAAACAUGAAAGUCUGCACACCAAUGAUAGGGCACAGAAAAUAUUCAUGCAACAGCUACGCAUGUCCUUGGCCAACUUGAAACUAACGCAUCAUUAUAAACCUUAUUCGUUAUGUAAACUGCUAGACGUAUUCGUACUGGUGGGUCUUGACAGUCAGAUGACGGUUGUGCAAAAAUUAUUGGAAAUAUCUGUCGAAGAAGACGCCAUCGGCUAUGAAGUGUAUCAGGAACGAGUAGCAAAGUUUAUAUGCUAAACGUAAAUAAAAAAAAAUCGAGCUUGUGAUUUUUCAAGUGAGCAAUAUUCCCAUAAAUUGCAAUACAAUACAAUAAUAAAUUUGAUCACUUUGCUAUUGUAGACGUCGAAUAAAGGUGGCUCUUUUCGAAAACUGCUACUUUACUUUUUGGCGAAUUUGGCAAUUGAAUGAUGUCAGUAGCAAAGUAGCAGCAAAUAGAUGUCUCCACGUGUCAACGAGUUGUUCUAAUUCUCGUCUACUCUAAUGUACUGAAGUUUGUGAAAUGUAUGCUGACAAAGGAAUCCACAAUAAGGCGAAAUAAUUAUACUAUCUAUGCAUUUAAGACUAAAAAUUAAAUAGUUUAGAGGCUUUAGUUUUACAUAUUUAUUAUAAAAAUUCGACUGUAAUUAAGACUAAGUUGAAAAAUAAUGGAUCAGACAAAAUUUCAAUUUAAGGCAUCAUUUCUAGUUGAGCAGAAUAUGUUAAGUCAAAAAUGUCAGAUUUGCCUAGAAGCUGUAAGACAAAGUAUUGAAUAAAUACCGAUGUAACCAAACGCACUUCUAUGCUACACAUGUACAGGAAUAAUGUAUGUUAUAUACUCCGUUGUAAAAUUAAAGCACUAACACAUAUUGACGAAUUUUUAAUAUUUAUUUUAAUAAAUGCGGUCUCCGUUGAGAAAAAUGUUCCAUAUUCGUGUUAUGGAGAAAAUGUGCAA
This is a messenger RNA of Anastrepha obliqua, 4298 nucleotides long. RefSeq lists its product as uncharacterized. Gene Ontology annotation, cellular component: cytosol. The transcript is spliced from 4 exons. Lineage: Eukaryota; Metazoa; Arthropoda; Insecta; Diptera; Tephritidae. The coding region runs from base 122 to 3604 and encodes 1160 amino acids. Gene Ontology annotation, biological process: tRNA methylation. The record is from RefSeq and is a predicted model, not a curated record.